CAGGGAGUAACUAUUCCCAGUCAGAGGCGCUAUGUGUAUUAUUAUAGCUACCUGUUAAAGAAUCAUCUGGAUUAUAGACCAGUGGCACUGUUGUUUCACAAGAUGAUGUUUGAAACUAUUCCAAUGUUCAGUGGCGGAACUUGCAAUCCUCAGUUUGUGGUCUGCCAGCUAAAGGUGAAGAUCUAUUCCUCCAAUUCAGGACCCACACGACGGGAAGACAAGUUCAUGUACUUUGAGUUCCCUCAGCCUUUGCCUGUGUGUGGUGACAUCAAAGUAGAGUUCUUCCACAAACAGAACAAGAUGCUAAAAAAGGACAAAAUGUUUCACUUUUGGGUAAACACAUUCUUCAUACCAGGACCAGAGGAAACCUCAGAAAAAGUAGAAAAUGGAAGUCUAUGUGAUCAAGAAAUUGAUAGUAUUUGCAGUAUAGAGCGUGCAGAUAAUGACAAGGAAUAUCUAGUACUCACUUUAACAAAAAAUGAUCUCGACAAAGCAAAUAAAGACAAGGCCAACCGAUACUUUUCUCCAAAUUUUAAGGUGAAGCUGUACUUCACGAAGACGGUAGAGGAGCCAUCAAAUCCCGAGGCUAGCAGUUCAGCCUCUGUGACGCCGGACGCUAGCGACAACGAACCUGAUCAUUACAGGUACUCGGACACCACUGACUCUGAUCCAGAGAAUGAGCCUUUUGAUGAAGAUCAGCAUACACAAAUUACAAAAGUCUGAAUUUUUUUUUUAAUCAAGAGGGAUAAAACACCAUGACAACAAACUUGAAUAAACUGAAAUUGGACCUUUUUUUUUUUAAUGGCAAUAGGACAUUGUGUCAGAUUACCAGUUAUAGGAACAAUUCUCUUUUCCUGACCAAUCUUGUUUUACCCUAUACAUCCACAGGGUUGUGACACUUGUUGUCCAGUUGAAAAAAGGUUGUGUAGCUGUGUCAUGUAUAUACCUUUUUGUGUCAAAAGGACAUUUAAAAUUCAAUUAGGAUAAAUAAAGAUGGCACUUUCCCAUUUUAUUCCAGUUUUAUAAAAAGUGGAGACAGACUGAUGUGUAUACGUAGGAAUUUCUCAUUUUGUGUUCUGUCACCAACUGAAGUGGCUAAAGAGUUUUGUGAUGCACAGGUUCACAUCCUACCCCUUUGCACUUGUGGCAACAGAUAAGUUUGCAGUUGGCUAAGAGGAGUUUCUCAAGGGUUUUGCUACAUUCUAAUGCAUGUAUUCGGGUUAGGGGAAUGGGGGGAGUGCUCAGAAAGGGAUAUCUGUCAUGCUGGACUCUGGACCAUAUACCAUCUCCAGCUACUUCACGCACCUUUCUUUAGCAUGCUACCGUUGUUAAUCUGGACAUUUGAGGAAUUGGCCGCUGUCACUGCUUGUUGUUUUGUGCAUUUUAUUUUUUUUUUUAAAGCAUAUUGGUGCUAGAAAAGGCAGCUAGAGGGAGUGAAUCUGUAUUGGGGUGCAGGAAUGAACCUUCCACAACUUCUUAAGAAUCCACAAAUGAAGGGAUAUAAAAAUAAUGUGGUCAUAGAUAAGAAACACAGCAACAAUGACUUAACCAUAUAAAUGUGGAGGCUAUCAACAAAGAAUGGGCUUGAAACAUUAUGAAAAUCGACAAUGAUCUAUCAAAUACAUUUUCUCAGUUGUAACGAGUGCUCCAUCUCCCGUGUAAUCAAGGCCAGUGCGAAAAGUCAGAUGCUGUUCGUACCGACAUCAGUCAACCACGUACACUUACUUUAUUAGUUUUCAAUCAUACACCUGCUGUGGAUGCUUCAUGUGCUGCCUGCAAGCUUUUUUUCCUCAUUGAGUAUAAAACAUUUUGUAAUGCUGCACAGGAAAUUUCAAUUUGAGAUUCUACAGUAAGCGGUUUUUUUCCUUCAAAGAUUUAUGAUGCACUUAUUCAAUCCAAUAGCUGUCAGCCGUUCCGCCCUUUUGACCUUACACAUUCUGUUACAAUGAGUUUUGCAGUUUUGCACAUUUUUUAAAUGUCAUUAACUGUUAGGGAAUUUUACUUGAAUACUAAAUACAUAUAAUGUUUAUAUUUAAAAGGACAUUAUUUGUGUUAAAAAGGAAAUUAGAGUUGCAGUAAAUUUUCAACACUGCACAAAUAAUGAGGCAUUUACUUUUUCAGUAGAAAUUGUCCCACAUAACGCUUUUAUCGAUUUUUAUUGAAAGAAUAGAUUUUUUUUUUUAACGUGCAGUGUUGAAUCAUUUCUUCAUAGUGCUAGACUUAGGACUAGGGCUUCAAUUUCACUUCUUAAAUAUCGUAUAUUUGAUAUGCCCAGACUGCAUAUGAUUCUAAGCAGAAUACAACUACUAUUGUAAAGCUAAUGUGAAGAUACUAUUUAAAAAGAAGUUUUUUCCCCCAGAAAUUUGGUGUCUUUCAAAUUAUACAUUGACCUUGAAACAUUUGAAUAUCCAGCCAAUUUACUCCUUAAUGGUAUAAAAUCUCAUUUUCAAUAACUUAUUGGUGCUGAAAUUGUUCACUAGCUGUGGUCUGACUAGUUAAUUUACAAAUACAGAUUGCAUAGGACCUACUAGAGCAGCAUUUAUAGAGUUUGAUGGUUAAAUAGAUUAGGCAGAACUUCAUCUAAAAAAUUCUUAGUAAAUAAUGUUCACAUGUUUUCCAUACCUCAUCAGUUUCAUUCAACAAAUAAAGUUUUUAAAUUUUUAACAAAGCUCUUAGGAUUUACACAUUUGUAUUUAAACAUUGAUAUGUAGAGAAUUGAUUGACUGCUCAUAAGUUAAAUUGGUAAAGUUAGAGACAACUAUUCCUAAGAUCUCAGCAUUGAAAUUUAUAUGCCACCUUAUCUUUCAUAAAAGCUGAAAAUUAUUGACUAAAAUGAAAAUCAACUAUUCAUGUUUUGAUGAUAGUUAUUAAUACUGUUAAUUUGUUACAGUUUUGGGCACGGUAUAUUAAAACAUAAUUUGUGUUGUUCCAAUAUGUAACAUGGAGGGCCAGGUCAUAAAUAAUGACAUUAUAAUGGGCUUUUGCACUGUUAUUAUUUUUCCUUUGGAAUGUGAAGGUCUGAAUGAGGGUUUUGAUUUUGAAUGUUUCAAUGUUUUUGAGAAGCCUUGCUUACAUUUUAUGGUGUAGUCAUUGGAAAUGGAAAAAUGGCAUUAUAUAUAUAUAUUAUAUAUAUAUAAAUAUAUAUUAUACAUACUACUCUCCUUUAUUUCAGUUACCAUCCCCAUAGAAUUUGACAAGAAUUGCUAUGACUGAAAGGUUUUUGAGUCCUAAUUAAAACUUUAUUUAUGACAGUAUUCAUAAUUAGCCUGAAAUGCAUUCUGUAGGUAAUCUCUUUGAGUUUCUGGAAUGUUUUCUUACUUAGACUUUUUGGAUGUGCAGCCGCUUACAUGUCUGAAGUUACUUGAAGGCAUCACUUUUAAGAAAGCUUACAGUUGGGCCCUGUGCCAUCCCAAGUCCUCUGUAGCUCCUUGCGAACAUUUUUUUUUUUUUUUUGCCAUAAUUAUUACAGGGCAGUUGAAUACAUAGCAUCCCCGUUCUUUGCUGUGGCACAGGUUAUAAACUUAAGUGGAGUUUACCGGCAGCAUCAAAUGUUUCAGCUUUAAAAAAAUAAAAAGUAGGGUACAAGUUACAUGUUUAGUUCUAGAAAAUGUGUGCAAUAUGUUCAUAACGAUGGCUGUGGUCGCCACAAAGUGCCUCGUGUACCUUUACAUACUGUUGACGUGUCAUGCAUGCAGACGGAGGGGGUGGGACUGUGCUCGGGAGUGGGGGCUCUCGCCACCGCGUCUGGCAGAGCUGCCUUCCACCCUGCCGGUUCGCAAGUUCAAUCUGUUUCCAUAGAGAAUCUAUAUACUCAACAUUUCAGUCUGUUAAACAGCCUUACUCUGAUUCAGCCUCUUCAGAUGCUCUUGUGCUGUGCAGCAGUGGCUCUGUGUGUAAAUGCUAUGCACUGAGGAUGCACAAAACAUGAUGUGUGCGGGAUAAUGCCUCAUACCAAUCAGAUGUCCGUUUGUUAUUGUGUUUGUUAACAGCCCUUUAUCUCUUAGUGUUAUAAACUCCACUUAAAACUGAUUAAAGUCUCAUUCUUGUCA
This is a messenger RNA of Neomonachus schauinslandi (Hawaiian monk seal), 4049 nucleotides long. It is a transcript of the gene PTEN, whose product is annotated as phosphatase and tensin homolog. Lineage: Eukaryota; Metazoa; Chordata; Mammalia; Carnivora; Phocidae. The record is from RefSeq and is a predicted model, not a curated record. Gene Ontology annotation, biological process: phosphatidylinositol 3-kinase/protein kinase B signal transduction; cell motility; phosphatidylinositol dephosphorylation. Gene Ontology annotation, cellular component: cell projection; plasma membrane; nucleus. Gene Ontology annotation, molecular function: phosphatidylinositol-3,4,5-trisphosphate 3-phosphatase activity; protein tyrosine/serine/threonine phosphatase activity; protein tyrosine phosphatase activity. Bases 103 to 723 code for a protein of 206 amino acids. The transcript is spliced from 4 exons.